Messenger RNA from Merops nubicus (carmine bee-eater), 914 nucleotides. Its product is annotated as parathyroid hormone/parathyroid hormone-related peptide receptor-like. The transcript has 6 exons. Gene Ontology annotation, biological process: intracellular calcium ion homeostasis; cell surface receptor signaling pathway; adenylate cyclase-activating G protein-coupled receptor signaling pathway. NCBI's taxonomy places the organism in Eukaryota, Metazoa, Chordata, Aves, Coraciiformes, Meropidae. Gene Ontology annotation, cellular component: plasma membrane. The annotation marks the transcript as partial. Gene Ontology annotation, molecular function: parathyroid hormone receptor activity; G protein-coupled peptide receptor activity; peptide hormone binding. The record is from RefSeq and is a predicted model, not a curated record.
GACUCCCUGCUGUGUUUGUGACAGCGUGGGCCAGCGUCAGAGCCACUCUCGCCGACACAGAGUGUUGGGACUUGAGUGCUGGCAAUUUAAAGUGGAUUAUUCAGGUGCCCAUCCUGGCAGCUAUCGUGGUAAAUUUUAUUCUUUUUAUCAAUAUUAUCAGAGUCCUGGCAACCAAGCUACGAGAGACGAACGCAGGGAGGUGUGACUCCAGACAACAGUACAGGAAGCUGCUGAAAUCUACCCUCGUCCUCAUGCCUCUGUUUGGUGUUCACUAUAUUGUUUUCAUGGCUAUGCCAUACACAGACGUGUCAGGGAUUCUUUGGCAAGUUCAAAUGCACUAUGAAAUGCUCUUCAACUCUUUCCAGGGAUUUUUUGUUGCCAUCAUAUACUGUUUUUGCAAUGGAGAGGUCCAAGCAGAAAUAAAGAAAUCAUGGAGCAGAUGGACGUUAGCACUUGACUUUAAAAGGAAAGCACGAAGUGGGAGCACGACCUACAGUUACGGACCAAUGGUUUCCCACACCAGCAUCACAAAUGUAGCCACAAGAGGAGCCCUCGCCCUCCACCUCAACACGAGACUCAUACCAGGCACCCUCAAUGGACACAGGAAUUUGCCAGGUUAUGUAAAAAACGGCUCCAUUUCUGAAAACUCCAUGCCUUCUUCUGGACCAGAGCAGUACAACAAAGAUGAGGAGUACCUCAACGGCUCUGGGCUUUAUGAUGGAGACAGACCCACAGUCCUCGUUGAAGAAGAAAGAGAGACAGUGAUGUAAAGAGUGGAGGAGAGAAGAAGCAAAAGGAGGAAAAAGGUUCCUGGAGAGCAUUUAGUGGGCAAAAGAGGAGCGGGCCACGCGUGGGAUGCCAAAGGUUUCCAUCCAGUUUCUCUGUUCUGUGGAACAAGAGGUUAAGUUCUAGGG